Nakaseomyces glabratus is the source of this 2178-nucleotide messenger RNA. It is a transcript of the gene DRS1, whose product is annotated as putative ATP-dependent RNA helicase. NCBI's taxonomy places the organism in Eukaryota, Fungi, Ascomycota, Saccharomycetes, Saccharomycetales, Saccharomycetaceae. The record is from RefSeq and is a predicted model, not a curated record. Gene Ontology annotation, molecular function: ATP binding; nucleic acid binding; RNA helicase activity.
AUGAGUCUUAAGAUGAAGGGGAAGAAGUACACUGAUUUGGAUUUUGUGCCUACCAUCAGUGACAGUGAGGAGGAUGUUCCUGAUUUGGACAGCGAUGAGGAGAAGCCUAAGCCUGAGACGAAGGGCAAGAAGAAGAACAAGUCUGUGGAUGAGGAGAGUGCUGACAUGAACAGUGGGUUUCGGUUCAACACUGAUGAUGGCGAGAUCAACACCAAUUUUGACGGGUGGGAGUUUUUAGGUGACGAGAAGGAUGAGGAGAAGAAGGAUGUUGAUCUGGACAAGAUUAUCAGGAAGAAAGGUGGUCUAAUUGGUAUGGCUCAUGUAGACGAAGCUGAGAAGAGUGAGAGUGAAGAGUCUGAGAGUGAUGAUGAAGACCUGGCUAUGGAUGGGUUUGGUAUGGGUGCCCAAGAGCAACCUGAAGGUGAAGAGGAGGACGAGGAUGCAUCAAACAGUGAACAAGAGAGCAAUGACGAAGAAGAAGACGACGACGAGGAAACAUACGAUGUCGGUGAUGCCGGUGAUGCCGAGGAGAAAGUUGAAGAAGACACAGCUGAAGAGAUGCAAGCUUUCUAUGCGCCUGAAAGCGAAAGUGAAAACGCAAAGAAGGAGGUGCAUAAGACAUUCAAUGAUCUAGCGUUGUCGAGACCCGUUAUGAAGGGUUUGAGCAACCUAGGAUACGUCAAACCAUCGCCAAUUCAAAGUGCCACCAUCCCAAUUGCAUUACUAGGUAAGGAUAUCAUUGCAGGUGCCGUCACAGGUUCCGGUAAGACUGCAGCAUUCAUGAUUCCAAUUAUCGAACGUCUACUGUACAAGCCAGCUAAGGUUGCUUCCACGAGAGUUAUUGUAUUAACACCUACCCGUGAAUUGGCUAUUCAAGUUGCAGAUGUAGGUAAAAAAAUUGGUCAAUUUGUCAGUAAUCUAACAUUCGGUCUGGCUGUUGGUGGUUUGAAUUUGAGACAACAAGAGCAAAUGCUGAAGACUAGGCCAGAUAUAGUCAUUGCUACUCCUGGUAGAUUUAUCGAUCAUAUCAGGAACUCCGCAAGUUUUAAUGUAGACUCUGUGGAAGUUCUAGUCAUUGAUGAAGCUGAUAGAAUGCUAGAAGAUGGUUUCCAAGAUGAAUUGAAUGAAAUUAUGUCCUUGCUACCUAGUAAGAGACAGACUCUACUAUUCUCAGCCACUAUGAACUCAAGAAUCAAGCAAUUGAUAUCUUUGUCAUUGAAGAGACCAGUGAGAAUAAUGAUCGAUCCUCCGAAGCAAGCUGCCACUAAACUUACUCAAGAGUUUGUUCGUAUCCGUAAAAGAGAUCACUUAAAACCUUCAUUACUGUUCAAUUUAAUAAGAAAGCUGGAUCCAAAUGGCCAGAAAAGAAUUGUGGUGUUUGUUGCCAGAAAAGAUAUGGCUCACAAACUGAGAAUCAUACUGGGUCUAUUAGGUAUGGCUGUUGCUGAGCUUCAUGGUUCGCUAACACAAGAACAACGUCUAGACUCUGUGAAUAAGUUUAAAUCCUUACAAGUCCCAGUGUUGAUCUGUACCGAUUUGGCUUCCAGAGGUCUAGAUAUUCCAAAGAUUGAAGUUGUCAUCAAUUAUGACAUGCCAAAGAGUUACGAAAUUUAUUUGCAUAGAGUUGGUAGAACUGCCAGAGCUGGUAGAGAAGGUCGUUCCAUUACUUUUGUUGGUGAAGCAUCAGCAGAAAGAAGUAUAGUAAAGGAUGCCAUUAGAGGUGUCAAUGAUAGUGAGAUACCUGGUAGUAAAGCUGUGGGUAGAAAUGUCGAUUGGAACCAAGUAGAAGAGACAAACAAGAUAGUAGAGAACAUGGACCAGACAGUCCAAGAUAUUCUAGUAGAGGAAAAGGAAGAGAAGGAAAUUCUCCGGGCUGAGAUGGAGUUGAAGAAAGGUGAAAACCUUCUGAAACAUAAGGAUGAAAUCCAAUCUAGGCCGAAGAGAACUUGGUUCCAAUCCGAAAAGGAGAAGAAGAACUCCAAGAUCAUGGGAGCUCUUUCAAAGACCAAGAAAGAAGUCAAUAGUAAAAAGAGGAAGCGUAACGAAGCAAUGGAAGACGGUCAUAAGAGAUCAUAUAAGAAAACUCAAUCUGACCGUACUGCUGAUCAAGAGAGAACUAUGAAGAAGCAGGCAAAGGCCAAUGGUAAAAAGAAAGGUAAGUCAAAGGGUAAGAGAUAA